UAUGGUAACCAUUUCAAACACCUGCCUUACGUUUGCUUCGUCUUCGUGUGAAAAGUGUAUUUGCCGAAGUUUUAAAAGGUCCAAAAAGUUGUAAUGGCCACCCCGGAGCCUUCUGUGAACCACGAGCCUCCCAUCGACGUCCUGACCGUGUUCAGCGGUUCUUCCCCGGAGGACGUGUCGCACGCUCGGAAACUGUGGAGCUCAUUGUGCAUGGUGCCCCCGCUGGAGUCCCGCCUGGUGUCGGCGGACAUCCCGCAGAGGUUACCGGUGUCCCGGCCGGGGCGAAACGUCCACUCGGAGCCCUACAUCCCGGAGCCGCCGAACCCGGACGCGGUGCAACGGCGGCUGGAAGAGCGGCAGAAGUACAUGUCCAUGGCCGCCCAGAGGAAGGAGACCCUGGCUCUGUUACGAAGGCAAAGGGAACAGAGGAUCCAGAAGGAGCUGCUGUCGGCGGCCUUCAGGCCCAAACCACCUAAAGACAAAGUGUCCAAAGAGGAGACCUCAGAGGCGGACAUGGACAAGGAGCUGGUCAGACUACUUGACUGACCCACACAGUGCCUUCCCGAGUCUUCCCUCCUCGAGAUCUCCCGUUGUUUCCCCGGUGUUUUGGACUGCCUUCUUCGUUUCCCGACUCCUCACUCGCCCCUGGACUCUGACGUCUUUCUCUGCCCCACGGACCCCUCGCUGAUCUUGGACCCCUUUUGCCUUGCCCUCUUUGGACUUGUCUGCCUUUUCUCAUCAACACUUGGUAACACACUUCAGAUAUCUACACACAUAGUCUUACACCACACACACUCUUGUAUUUUAGUCACACACUCCAUUUCUAUAGUUUAGUUGUAUUGUUUAUUAUUAUAUAUCUUUAUUAUAUAUAAUAAAUUAUUGUAUAUACUGCCCCCUGGUGUCUGAGCCGUCACCUCCCCUCAGUAAACACAACAAACCUAAAAUCAUCAGCCCGGAGGUUGGGUCUUGGGCGCAGUUGGGUGUUCCAACAGGACAAUGACCCCAAACACACGUCAAAAGUGGUAAUGGAAUGGCUAAAUCAGGCUAGAAUGAAGGUUUUAGAAUGGCCUUCCCAAAGUCCUGGACAAUGCUGAAGAAACAAGUCCAUGUUAGAAAACCAACACAUUUAGCUGAACUGCACCAAUUUUGUCAAGAGGAGUGGUCAAAAAUUCAACCAGAAGCUUGUGGAUGGCUAUCAAAAGCGCCUUAUUGCAGUGAAACUUGCCAAAGGACAUGUAACCAAAUAUUAA
Messenger RNA from Nerophis lumbriciformis (worm pipefish), 1250 nucleotides. It is a transcript of the gene hoatz, whose product is annotated as HOATZ cilia and flagella associated protein. The record is from RefSeq and is a predicted model, not a curated record. NCBI's taxonomy places the organism in Eukaryota, Metazoa, Chordata, Actinopteri, Syngnathiformes, Syngnathidae. Gene Ontology annotation, biological process: cilium assembly.